AUGUGUGGCAAGUUCCUGAGGCAGCUGUUGGCUACGGAGAGCCAGCACUCCACGCCCGUGGGGCGCUUCCUACUUCCGGUGCUCAUGGGAUUCCGCUUCCUGCUUCUGGUUUCCAGCGGACCUGGGGUCUUCUGGGAUGAUGAGAAGGAAUUCAUGUGUCAUUUAGGAGAGCCAGGCUGCAAGACCGUAUGUUAUAAUGUCUUCCGCCCCCUUUCUCCACUGCGCUUCUGGGCCUUUCAAGUCAUCCUGAUGGCUAUACCCAGUGCUCUUUAUGUGGGUUUCACUCUGUAUCAUGUGAUUGGAUACUGGGAGGAACCAGGGAAGGAGAACAAGAAACAAGAGUCCCAGAUGUGCAAGCCGGACCACAGCAAGGAUGUCUCAGGGGCUGGAAGCCUCAAGCUUCUCUGGGCAUAUGUGGUACAGCUCGGGGCGCGGCUGGUCCUUGAGGGAGCAGCCCUUGGCGUUCAGUACCACCUGUAUGGCUUCAAGAUGCCCAGCACUUUUCUGUGUCGUGAGGAUCCUUGCAUCGGCAGCAUAACCUGUUUCCAGUCGCACCCCUCUGAGAAGACCGUCCUCCUGAAUGCCAUGUUUGGGAUCAGCGGGGCCUGUCUCUUGUUUACUGCCUUGGAGCUUGUGCUUUUGGGUUUAGGGAGGUUUUGGAGGAUGUACAAGCACAAAUUUCCCUUUUUAAAGAAUCUGCCAACCUCAAAGAGCUCCGUAAGGCACAAGGACGCAGCUGACAAUUUGUCAGUGGUGGAGACUAAAGAGCCGUUUUGA
Messenger RNA from Cricetulus griseus (Chinese hamster), 777 nucleotides. The record is from RefSeq and is a predicted model, not a curated record. Lineage: Eukaryota; Metazoa; Chordata; Mammalia; Rodentia; Cricetidae.